This is a messenger RNA of Scleropages formosus (Asian bonytongue), 1571 nucleotides long. It is a transcript of the gene dync2li1, whose product is annotated as dynein, cytoplasmic 2, light intermediate chain 1. The transcript is spliced from 13 exons. The record is from RefSeq and is a predicted model, not a curated record. Bases 86 to 1183 code for a protein of 365 amino acids. Gene Ontology annotation, cellular component: axoneme; ciliary basal body; cytoplasmic dynein complex. Gene Ontology annotation, molecular function: dynein heavy chain binding. NCBI's taxonomy places the organism in Eukaryota, Metazoa, Chordata, Actinopteri, Osteoglossiformes, Osteoglossidae. Gene Ontology annotation, biological process: intraciliary retrograde transport; intraciliary transport involved in cilium assembly.
UUUACAAACAUGGCUUCAGUGGAUCCUGUUCGAAGAAAACUGUAGGUUGGAAAAGGCUGGAAAAAUGAUCAUUUGACAGAAGAGGAUGCCAAAGAUAAGCGACGCGCUGUGGGAGUUGGCCGCCGCGGAGGUGCGCGCGCGGGAGCGCGAGGUGAGCGAGGGUCUCGCGGAGCCGCGCGCGGAUCCGUCGGCAGUGUGCGAGAGGACGCUCUUCUUCAUGGGCAGCAAGGCAGGGGGAAAGACAACAAUUGUGCUACGAUGUCUUGACAGGGAUGAGACACCCAAGUCGACACUAGCGUUAGAGUACACCUUUGGAAGAAGAGCACGUGGACACAACACGCCCAAGGACAUUGCUCACUUCUGGGAGCUGGGAGGUGGGACCUCCUUGUCAGACCUCAUCCAGAUCCCAAUCACAGUACAAAACGUGGGUGCCCUGUCAGUGGUGCUGGUUCUGGAUCUGUCCAAGCCCAGCGUGCUGUUUGGAACCGCAGAGCGACUGCUGCAGGUCACCCGGGCCAAAGUGGACCAAGUAUUUUCUGACCUGCAGAGGACAGGCGAGUCCAAGUCUGGCAAGCCACCUGCACCAAACAGAGCCCCACGCAUCCUCCACAAGGACCAUCCGGACCGUGAACUCAUAAAUCCGUUCCCAGUUCCAUUGCUCAUCAUUGGCAGCAAAUUUGACAUUUUUCAGGACUUUGACUCUGAGAAAAAGAAGGUGAUCUCCAAGACCCUGCGAUUCCUUGCUCAUUAUUAUGGAGCAUCUUUAAUCUUCACCAGCACUAAGUCAGAGAAUCUGAUGGCAAAGACCAGGGGUUUGGUCACUCAUCUGGCCUUUGGAAUGGAGAGAGGGAAGACUGUGUCCGUUGACCCUAGUAAGCCCCUGAUAAUUCCGACUGGAAUGGACUCCUUCAGUCAGAUUGGUUCUCCACCGAUAACAGAUGUUGACAUUGGGACUCUUCAUGCCAGAAAUCCUUUGGACCUGUGGAAAAAAGUUUUUGAAAGAGUUUUUCCUCCCGAGAGCACCAGUGACCUCAAAGAGCUGAAGGACCCAGCUAAAGAUCCUCAGUAUAGUGAGGCUCAGAUUGACUCCAUGAGAGCACAGAAAGACCAGGAGCUGGAACAGUACAAGAAAAAUGCUUCAAAGUCAUGGAAGGGCAUAGAUUUUGAGUCCCAGAAGAGCUAAGGUUUGGUUCAGAGCUGGUGGAGCUCACAGGGAGACCAGAAGACCGACAUCAGAGAGCAGAGGACACCAUCAAAAACUGGGCACAAAAUGAACUCAUUCAAUAAUAUUGGUCAUUCAUAAUACUGUAUAAUGUAAGGUUAAAAACUUCUUAUAGUUUGAACAUGUUGAAAAGAUGUAUCAAAAUUGUCUAAGUAUUUUUGUCUUCAGGGAGAUUAAUUUCAAUUGGCACACUGGUGCAAGGCAUCACAGGUUAAAGGGCAACUCAAAUGAACCAUGUGUUAUUGUAAAAGAGUUAUAGGGUCAUAAAAAAACCACCUCUAAAAUAAAUUACUAUUCAAAGCUCUAUACAGUAAAAAAAGUUGCAAAACAUGCCAAGCAAAAAUAAUUG